AGAAAGGAGGGAGGUGUGUAUGUGUGUGUGUGUGUGUGUGUGUGUGUGUGUGUGUGUGUGUGUUUUACUGCAGCGAGCAGUAGAGAACAUGCAGCAGGAGGACAGGAGAGAAAGAGAAUGAAGGAAAGAUUUUAGAGGAAUAAAAGAAGAAGAGAGAAUAAGGAUAAAAGGAUUAUUAAUAUUGGGAUUUCAGCUAUUCACCAUCAUCAUCAUAAUCACCAUCAUCAUCAUCAUCCUUAAUUUGUCCUCCACCACUCUGUCUGUCUCUCUAUCUGUCUGUCUGUCUCUCUGAUAUGGAGGGAAGUCCUCGGAAAAUCCAGUUCACGGUUCCACUACUGGACUCUCACCUGGACCCUGAAGCUGCUGAACAGAUCCGAAGGAGACGGCCGACUCCUGCCACGCUGGUUGCAUCCAGUGACCCAUCGUCUCCAGAAAUAGAUGAAGAUCGUCUCCCACACCAGCUGUAUAAGCAGGCCUUGCUGAAUUCACCACGGCAGAGACGGAGAGGUGUGAAGGGAACUCCAACCAUGAAGGAGCUGCAGUUCCUGGUAGAACAUCACGUGUAUCAGCAGUGCUCGGCAUCGGCAGCAGACGAGUCAUCAGAGAGCUGUGUAUCGGAUGUGGGCGGAGACGAUGACACUGAAGAGCAUGAUGGGAGUUUGAACUCUAAAGAUACUGCGCAGGAGUUUGAGAAGCUGCGAUGUCAGAUGGAGGCUUUUUCCAGAGAGAGUUUAUCAGAUGCUGCAGAAAUUGAAGCCUGUUAUUCUCAGGACAAAUCUGCCUCUCAGACAACAACACAGACCACACACACAGAAACAGAUCAGAAGAAGGAAAUAAAACACUGAUGAUGAUGAUGAAGAUAAACAGAUGGAGUCAUACUACAGACAAUCUGCACACUUUAUUCACUAAAUAUUAAUGCUAAUUAAACAAACACAAUAGGAGGUUAAAAACAAGGGGGUGGGGUUACUGUGAAGGGUGGGGCUGUCACCUGGAAUCAGCCACGCCCCAUCACCCUCACUGUAAACUUCUGAUCAGAUCUGAUUUUCACUUUUCCUUCUCUCUCUUUUUCCUCCUUUCACUCAUUUUUUCUGCAUUUACGUUUUCAACACCGAACUUAUUAAUGAUUAAUAAUGAUCACAGUUCCUUUGUGCUCUGUGUGUGUGUGUGUGUGUGUGUGUGUGUGUGUGUGUGUGUGUGUGAGAUACAACAGAGUGUGUGUUUGACUGAAACUGAAACACACACCAUAAUAUAAUAAUAAAGUAGUUAAAGAAGAAACUCAUUACUGUUACAUUAUUUUGAAAAAAAAAAGAAAAGAAUGUGAUCUUCUGCUAUUCUACUAAAAUAAUGAAUUAAGGUAGAAAUGAUAAUAAACUCCUCUCCGACACUGCACAUGACUUCAUCACAUUAACAACUAUACACACUUAUUUUUACUUUAUUAUUGAACUCUGACAUCUCUGACAUCCCCAUUAACACGUAACCGUGUGUGUGUGUGUGUGUGUGUGUGUGUGUGUGUAAUGUGAUUGUACAUGGCAGUGUUAUAAAGGUGUGUAUUAAAAAUAAUAAACUCAGAAAUGUGUAGAAUUAAUUCUGCAUUACAGCUGCAGCACCACAGAUCAGCUUCUUCCUCAUCUCUCCUCCUCUUCCUCAUCUCUCCUCCUCCUCUUCCUCCUCAUCUCUCCUCCUCCUCUUCCUCCUCAUCUCUCCUCCUCCUCUUCCUCAUCUCUCCUCCUCCUCUUCCUCCUCAUCUCUCCUCCU
Ictalurus punctatus (channel catfish) is the source of this 1755-nucleotide messenger RNA. RefSeq names its product protein phosphatase 1 regulatory subunit 1A. The record is from RefSeq and is a predicted model, not a curated record. The coding region runs from base 294 to 845 and encodes 183 amino acids. Gene Ontology annotation, molecular function: protein phosphatase inhibitor activity. The transcript is spliced from 7 exons. NCBI's taxonomy places the organism in Eukaryota, Metazoa, Chordata, Actinopteri, Siluriformes, Ictaluridae. Gene Ontology annotation, cellular component: cytoplasm. Gene Ontology annotation, biological process: intracellular signal transduction.